AUGGAAAAAUGCUCAUCAAGUCUCGUUCCAAUUCAGAAAGGAGAUAAGUUUAGUCUCAAUCAAUGCCUAAAGAAUGACUUGGAACGAAAGCAAAUGAUAGAUAUUCCUUAUGCAUCAAUAGUUAGGAGUCUUAUAUAUGUCCAAACAUGUACAAGACCGGACAUCAGUUUUGAUGUUGGAAUGCUGGGUCGAUAUCAAAGUAAUCCUGGAAUGGAUCACUGGAAGGCUGCAAAGAAAGUGUUGCGAUACUUACAAGGAACGAAAGAUCAUAUGCUCACUUAUCGAAGAUCUGAUCAUCUAGAUGUUGUUGGAUAUUCAGAUUCAGAUUAUGCUGGUUGUGUGGAUACAAGACAAUCCACAUUUGGAUAUUUGUUUUUGUUAGCUGGAAGAGAAAUAUCCUGGAAGAGUGAGAAGCAGUCUGUUAUAGCUGCAUCCACUAUGGAAGCUGAUGCAUGGCUGCUGGAUACUUUCAGAAAAAUACAAGAGCUUGUGCAUAUUGUUGAUCAAACUCUAGCCAAUCGGAAGAAGCACAGGAUUUCUGUACAAAAGUUCUAG
Messenger RNA from Capsicum annuum, 555 nucleotides. Its product is annotated as secreted RxLR effector protein 161-like. The transcript has 2 exons. The record is from RefSeq and is a predicted model, not a curated record. NCBI's taxonomy places the organism in Eukaryota, Viridiplantae, Streptophyta, Magnoliopsida, Solanales, Solanaceae. The coding region runs from base 1 to 555 and encodes 184 amino acids.